This is a messenger RNA of Trematomus bernacchii (emerald rockcod), 1354 nucleotides long. RefSeq names its product adrenomedullin b (gene admb). Bases 112 to 633 code for a protein of 173 amino acids. Lineage: Eukaryota; Metazoa; Chordata; Actinopteri; Perciformes; Nototheniidae. Gene Ontology annotation, molecular function: hormone activity; adrenomedullin receptor binding. The record is from RefSeq and is a predicted model, not a curated record. Gene Ontology annotation, biological process: adenylate cyclase-activating G protein-coupled receptor signaling pathway; positive regulation of heart rate; regulation of systemic arterial blood pressure. Gene Ontology annotation, cellular component: extracellular region. The transcript has 4 exons.
UUAAAACCUUGGGGGGGAAUAACUACUUACUCUGCUAAACAGUAUACAACAUACUUGGAUGUGCAUCAUCAAUUAUCUACACUAAGUACCAAGCUCAAACCUUAAGCCAAAAUGAGAUUAGCUCUGCACACGGUCAUCUGCUGCUGUGUUUUCACCACUGUCCUGCCACUGGUGAAAUGUGCCACAGGGGAGAUCAACACCAGCCUGACAAAAAGGUCCAAAGUAUGGCUGCACACCCGUAUGAAGAGAGAUCUGUGUAACACCUUAUUGACAGCCGCUGAGAGCCACUCUGAAAUCCAUGUUGGAGCGCAGCAGGACGAGAAUGGAAAACUGGCAUCACUUCCGUCAAGCUUUGGGCUACAUAUCAGACGCAGAAGAACACCCAACAAAGCCGCAGGCUGCGCCUUGGUCACCUGUGCAUUACACGACCUGCUCUACAAUCUGCACCAGAUGAGCAACAACGCGAGAGAGGUCAAUGCCCCUGAGAACAAGAUGGGCUCCGGAGGGUACGGACGCCGCCGACGCUCACUCCUGGAUGUCUCUCGACUCGCCCUCCAGACAGGAAGACAAAGGCGGAGCAUUGAAGCUGGUCAGCGAGUUCACAGACACAAAAGCACACGCACAGUGUCCUAAAGACAGGCAUGGAAAGACAAAGGAGAAUCCUUGUUGGGGUUAUUUGCUCACAGCAGAUCAAGAUAAGUCCCCUCAGAGGUUUUAUUCCACUGAUUUACAACUACAUUCACAGAAAGAAGGGCUGCUACAGUCCAUCAAAGGAAGAAUUGCAUAGUUCAAUCUGGAUGAAAGAGAGAUUUCAAUCAUAUAUUUCUGCAUGCAUCAGUCAGUCUGAACUAGGGAUGGUAGGAUACCCAAAAUCUAGUAGUCGAUACCGAUACCAGGGAAACUCCAUUAUUCUCCAUAUUCGUUACAAGGGAAACAUCUAAAAGAAAACAAUUACUGUGUCCCAAAUACAUGUAGUCUCAAGAACCUUAAGGUACUACCGGACACUACAACCAGUAGUACUGUAAAAAAAAUCGAAUGAUUAUAUAAUGUUGGUGUUGACUUCGUACCAAAGUAUCGGUUCUCGUGAAAUCCCUAGUCAGAACAAGUGUGUAAUUUAUGGAUGAGUUCAAAUCACGCCUGUGGGACUUGACAAGAAUGUCCGUCUCUUCUUCUGCUUCCAAAGCGAGCUUGGCAGCUGAGACAGAAGACAAUUCCUGAAGAUCUUCUUUGAAAUAACCGUGACCUGAGGAGGAACGGAUUUUUCUGAUGUUACCGGACCCAAAACUGCCACAUGGACUACCUGGAUUUGAUUAACAGCUUGUGAAGUGCAAUUUUGACUAUAUGUACUACGAUA